UGGACUGCCACGUGUGUGCCUACAACGGGGAGAACUGCUUCAACCCCAUGCGCUGCCCGUCCAUGGUCACCUACUGCAUGACCACGCGCACCUACUUCACCCCGACCAAGAUGAAGGUGAGCAAGUCGUGCGUGCCCAGCUGCUUCGAGACGGUGUACGAUGGCUACUCCAAGCACGCCUCCACCACGGUCUGCUGCCACCUCGGCCCUGCAAUGCUUCACCUGCCAGGAGCCCUCGGGGGUGUUCAGCUGCGUCCACAUCGCCACCUGCAAGGCCAACGAAACCAUGUGCAAGACCACACUGUACUCCCGGGAGAUCGUGUACCCCUUCCUGGGGGACGUCACGGUGACCAAGUCCUGUGCCAGCAAGUGUGUGCCCUCGGACGUGGACGGCAUCGGCCUGACACGGCCCGUGUCCUGCUGUAACACUGACCUGUGCAACGUGGAUGUGGGCGGGGCGCCCGCCCCCCGAGGCCCCUGUGGCCUGGCCCUGGCCCUCCCGCUGGUCUCCCGCCGCGGCCGCGUCUUUCCUGAAAAAAUCUCCAUGCUUCCAGCACUCACCCGCCCCCGCCUUGGACUGGACCCCAAGAUGCGGGCCACACGCUGAUGGACGCGGUGGAACGUGCAGUUCCGAGCACCUUCCCUGCUGGGCCCGCCCCCACCUUCCCUGUGUUCCCUCGUCCCACCUUCCCCCUUCCCUUCGGCAGCCGGGGCAGCCUGGGCCGGGCCUCACUUCACUGCUCAGCCCUCUGCCCUCCCUGGUGCCACCUCGUUUCCUUUCAUGCCUCUCCCUGCCCCUCCCUCGCCCAGCCCUGCGCACAGACGGUCUGUCCCUCUGGGGGCCACGGCAGAG
Molecule: messenger RNA, 852 nt
Organism: Myotis brandtii (Brandt's bat)
Lineage: Eukaryota; Metazoa; Chordata; Mammalia; Chiroptera; Vespertilionidae
Product: ly6/PLAUR domain-containing protein 2-like
Exons: 6
Coding region: 160-606 (148 amino acids)
Molecular function (GO): acetylcholine receptor inhibitor activity
Source: RefSeq, a predicted model, not a curated record